AAGUAAUUCAGUCGUGCUUUUCAUCCACUUGAGCAACAUUAAUGUAUCAAAACGAAAAAAAGGAAAAAAAGUUAACGAUAAUUCACUCAUUUCAUCAUUCAGUGUAAAUUACUUGAUAUCCAUGUUCCUCUCGUAACAUCCAAAGUGGGAAAUUAUCCAUAAAAGAAUAAAAAAGGAAAAUUCUUCAUUCAGUUCACUUGAAUUCUCAUUCAAAUCACAUUGAUAUUUCCGUGCUUUUCCUGAUUGAAACUCAAGAAAAGUAAAAGUGUGUUCCAUCAUAGACUGCAAAACCAUUGAAAAAACAUUCGCCUUCAACCCAGAAUCAACCAACUCAAAGUUUUAAAGUCAUUUUGACCUGAUUGGAGGUGAAACUGUUCAAUGUCAUGUUCCAAUCAGAUUGCUUUGAAAAGUUAUGGCAAAGGAAAGGUUGGAAAGUUGAAUUUAAAAGACAUUGGUGGACCUACUUUUAUCGUCAACAAGGAAAGUGAUCGAACGAAUGGCUGUUCUAAUAGCUGGGAAUCCAAUCCCAAUGAGACUAGUUUAUCGCACAAUGAUUUGUCAAUCAUCUUGAAUGACGAUGAAACGCCGAACUGUGAUUCCAAGUUUCGCUCUUCACUGACUUCCACAGCUUUUUACUUUAAACGUAAGCGAACUUGGCAAAUAAACUUGCGCCGAUCGACGAAAAGACAAAAUUCACUUGAGAAUGGCGUCUCAUCUAGCAAUCCAUGUUCACCAAGCUCACCGGUUGACGGUCAAGUUGAGGGUUCAUUCAGUGCCAAUAGGAGUGAUCGUAAACGGUUCAAGGAACCACUUCGUUCCAGUGUAAUAAAUGUUCAGCCUUCCAACAAUAGGACUUUAUAUUUUGCACCCGAUGCAGGGGCGAGUGAUUACAUUGGUGUUCAUCUGCCCAAAUUGUCCAAUGAGUUUAACGAUGAUCACCUAGAGUCGGGCUAUCAAAAGUAUUCUCAGCGUCAAAGACAAAAGUCGCUUGUUCUUGUCAACUUGCUUGAUAUACUUCUUAAAGUUUCCCUUUUCAUUAGCAAAACAAGUUCAGUGAAAAGUCAAGAAGAUUUACUUCCGACUUUAUCCACAACAGACCAGAAUCCGGAUAAUAUUGAAUCUUUUGAGCCUUUAUACGCACUUCCCUGGUUGUUUAACAAUUGUCUUAUAAUCAUAUUCAUAACAUGUUGGAAUUAUUGUGCCAACAAUUAUCUUCACAUAGCUGCAGGUGCAACCCUGGCUACAUUCAAUAUGGAAGCUCUUCUUGGUUUCCAAUUUGAUGAGGAUUUCAACAGUUUACAUUUGCCUAAAGGAGGAAUAGUCUGGCCAACAGUGUUUAUUGUUUUCAUCACUUUUGCCAUGAUGCCCUUACCGCUUCGUUGGUGUGUCCUUUGUGGCCUAAUGACCUCUAUACUUGAUAUAACAUUCAUGUGCCUCACUUUCAUUUUUGAUAAUCAAGACAGUUCAACCUUCGCUCGAAAGUUGACUGCAAAUAUACUUAUAUAUUCAUGCAUCAAUUUUGUCAGCUUGUAUACUAAAUAUUUAACUGAUUGUGCACAACGAAAUGCAUUCCUAGAAACGCGCCGUUCCAUUGAGACGAGAUACAAAAUUGAACGAGAAAAUGGAAAACAGGAGAAACUUUUACUCUCACUUUUACCUCGAUUUGUGGCUUUAGAGAUAAUCAAAGAUAUUGCCGAAGAGGAAGAUCACAGGAAACUCCUUUCAGCUCAAUUUCACAAAAUUUAUAUUCACUGUUAUAAAGAUGUUAGUAUUUUAUUUGCAGAUAUUCAAGGUUUUACAGCUUUAGCGUCUAGCUGCUCAGCUCAAGAGUUGGUCAGGUUGUUGAAUGAUUUGUUUGCCCGUUUCGACAAGUUGGCUCACGAGAAUCACUGUUUAAGGAUCAAGUUGCUUGGCGAUUGUUACUAUUGCGUCUCUGGUCUUCCCGAUCCAAGAAAAGAUCACGCUCAUUGUUGUGUCGAAAUGGGCCUCCAUAUGAUCCAAGCAAUCAAGCGUGUUCGUAAGAAGACUGAGUUUGAUUUAAACAUGAGAAUUGGAAUUCAUAGUGGGUCAGUUUUAUGUGGAGUUUUAGGACUUAGAAAAUGGCAAUUUGAUGUUUGGUCAAAUGAUGUUACACUAGCCAAUCACAUGGAAUCAGGUGGACUUGCUGGUCGGGUUCACAUCUCAAAGGCAACCCUCAACUACUUGGGUGACUCUUAUGCAGUUGAACUUGGUGAUGGACAGAGUCGAGACAAUUAUCUUCGUAAUCAUGAAGUUGAAACUUUUUUAAUCAAACAAACUGAACCAACACACAUGAAGAGAGUUUAUUCAACUCAUGGACCUAUUUUCUCAUGCAAAGAAAGAAGCUCCAGUCAAGAUUCUACCUCAGUGUUUCCAGAGAACUGCAAUCCACCCAAACGUCAUGGUAAAUGUUCAGUGAAUACAUUAAAUUCAGAGCCAAUCAACUCAACCUCAAGUGCAGAUGAAAAUAGGCGAAUAUUUAGUUCUACAAGUUCACAGAGUGCCGAUGAUGAUGGAACCCUUGAAUGGACUCCUGAAAUACCCUUUGGAAAUUUCAACGAUUUACGAUAUUCACUUGACGAUGAUCCAUUUGAAGCUGAACCUGGAAAAGUGACUUCAGGUAAAGCAACUUCUGGUUCAAAGUUGAGAAAAGGUUUUACCUCACGCAAGUCUGGACAUGCUAAUUUGGUUUCACCUUCUGUACCCGAGACUGGCCUUGAGAUCAGCACGAUUGAAGGCGAAUCAAAGAACCUUUCAAUUAAACGUAACAAUGAAACUGUCCUUACGGUUAGUCAACAAGUUGACGAACUUAUUGAUCAUUCCAUCGAGAUUGAGUCAAACAAGAAAAUGAUUAAGGAAAAUGUUACCUGGUUCACAUUGUCAUUCAAAAACUCAGACAUGGAAACCAAGUUUCAUCAAACUAAGGACAGCGUCUUCAGGUCAAAUAUGCUUUGCAUAGCUGUGAUAUGGCUUUUGCUUUGUGGCUCUCAGCUGAUUAUUUUUUCUCGCUCUCUGGUACUUGUUACAUUAUUUAUAACUGGUUCACUGAUUAUGGGAUUAAGUCUGGCAAUUACUUUAUCCUCUGAAUUUGAUUGGUGCUGUAAAUCCUUUCAGAAACUUUCACAUUCCCUGGACGAGUCAAGAUUAUUUUGUAAUCUAUUAAGCUGCCUACUAAUUAUCAUCAUUUUUUCAACCACUUCAUCAACCAUUUUAUUCUGUGAUUCAAUUGCUUACCAGUUCGAUAUCAACUCGACUGAACUAUCAUCUUCUUCUUCUUCCCCUUGGUCACCUGAACUAUCAAGACAAUGUUACAUUUACAGAGAGUACUUUAUCUAUUCUUGGUUAUUGACGAUGGUUGCAAGCACAGCAUUCCUGAAGCUUCCAUACACAUUGAAAUUUAUCAUUCUAUUUACCAUGACUACAGUCUAUGUUUUCAUGAUUAUCUUUAUUCUUAAUAAUCUUCCAUCCAUUCAGAAAGAUGAACGACUUUUUACUUCCAAGCCAAAACCUUUGAUGUUGAUUGUUUUAUACUUUUUCGUUGUUAUCUAUCACUGUCGAUUGAUUGAACGAACUUCUCGGUUAGACUUUUUAUGGAAACUUCAAGCACAAAAAGAGCUUCAAGAUAUGCGAGAGUUAAGACAUUACAAUACACAAUUGUUGAAAAAUAUACUUCCAGAUCAUGUUGCUACUUAUUUCCUAACACAUGACAGAACAUCAGAUGAACUUUAUUCACAAUCUUAUGCCUGUUGUUCAGUUUUAUUUGCCUCCAUUCCAAAUUUUGCCAAUUUUUAUUCUGAAGACAUUAAUAAUGGUCUUGAGUGUAUAAGACUAUUGAAUGAAAUUAUAUUUGACUUUGAUCAGCUUUUAGAUGAAGAUCGAUUCCGUUCAAUUGAAAAAAUUAAAACCAUUAGCAGUACUUAUAUGGCUGCUGCUGGUUUGAGUCCAAAAGAUCAGAGUAAAUCAGCUGCUAAUCAUUUGACUGCUUUGAUUGAGUAUACAUUUGCUAUGAAGGAAUCACUUGAAGAAGUCAAUAAACAUUCAUUCAACAAUUUUAAACUGCGAGCUGGAAUCAGCUUUGGUCCUUUAGUUGGAGGUGUUAUCGGUGCUAAAAAGCCAGUCUUUGAUAUUUGGGGUAAUACAGUUAACGAAGCUAGCAGAAUGGAUUCAACUGGUCAACUCGAUCAUAUUCAAGUUCCAAGGGCCGCAGCUGAAAUUCUGGAAGAUGAAGGUUAUCGUGUUCAGUAUCGAGGUGUGAUUCCAGUAAAGGGUAAAGGUGAAAUGGAAACCUUUUAUGUAACGGGUAAAAAGAUUGAGAGAUCAAAAUCAUUUGGCAAGCAAAAUAACACACAGAAUAGUCUGGCUGAAGUCAUGUACGGAAUGGUUCAAGUGCGUAAAAAACAAGCUCUGGGUACAGCUUUAUCGGUCCCGGGUCCAAGGAUAAAAUCUCCUGGUUUAUCGGCUAGUUUAACUAUGAAGAAAAGCUCAAGAACAGGCCCAAAAUUGAAACGCAUGUUAUCCGAAACGCCAAACACUCGUAGGAAACGUAAUCGUUUGGAGGAAAGACGAAUGACUGAGACUGGAGCUCAUUCUUUUCCAGAUGUAACGGACCAAAAGCCGGAAAUUUGAUCGAUCAACAUCUGAAACGAAAGGAAAUGAAAUUAGUUAAUAAAAUAAGCUAUUUGACAAUUAAAAGUUCAAUCCAUCUGUUGAAACGAGUAUGCAGUGAUGAUGUAUCAACAUUGUUCUUGAGAAGAAGAAAUGUUUACGUUAAAAUAUUGUAUUCUGGAUAAUAUAAAAAGAAAUUAAUUAAAAACAAAAGCUUCUAACCUUUCAA
Molecule: messenger RNA, 4852 nt
Organism: Tetranychus urticae (two-spotted spider mite)
Lineage: Eukaryota; Metazoa; Arthropoda; Arachnida; Trombidiformes; Tetranychidae
Product: adenylate cyclase type 8
Biological process (GO): cAMP biosynthetic process; intracellular signal transduction; adenylate cyclase-activating G protein-coupled receptor signaling pathway
Cellular component (GO): plasma membrane
Molecular function (GO): adenylate cyclase activity
Source: RefSeq, a predicted model, not a curated record